GAAAGCAAUAUAUUUCAUACCAAAAUAUUGCAAAUGGACAUGUUUCUACAUUAACAAAAUAUUCGGCAAUAAAAGUUGAUAUGGACAGUGAUCAUAUUUCAACACAACCGUUAUAUCAUCGAUAAAGAAAAUUAACGUAAAAGUUAUUUAUACUUUAUUCAUACAAGUUUAAAUUUACAGAAAUAGUGGAUUUUUGAUAUUUUUGUUACUCUGAUAAAUAUACAGCAUAACGAUUCUGGUGAGGAUUAAAGAUACAUUUUCAUUUUUAGAGUUCACUCAAAUCAUUACAAUUCACACUAGAUGAACUCGAAGAAACAUUCAAAAGAUGAUUUAUACCAUAGAGAUAUUGUUAAAUUUAUUUUUACUAGUCAUAUUUACUGUAAAUGGAUUACAGUGUACAUUACCGUCCAACUUAUCAACUCCUCCAUACAAUACAAUUUUAACAAGAUAUCCAAGAGAAGUUAAGUCUGUUAUAUAUAUCGGAGUUAUCCUUACUGAUGAAGACCGCGACACUGAGAAAGCGUUUGAAAAUGGUGUUCAAGCCGCUAAUGAAGUCUUAGGUCAAAGUGGAACUCUAUCAUCUUACCAGUUAGAACCUAUUAUCCAGUUUGUACCUAAAGAUAAUGUUUUUAUAGCCACACAGCAAGCAUGCAAAAUUUUGGAUAGAGGCAUUAUUGCCCUAUAUGGACCAAGCUCAACAUCUUUAUCACAAGCGUUGUUGUCGUUGGCCAAUCGAUUUGGUUUGCCGUAUGUUGAAACACACUGGAAUAUGAUACCAAGAAAAACUACUUAUGCCAUACAUUUACAUCCAAGUAUAGAAAGUUAUGGAAUAGGUUUAUAUGAAUAUUUAACUCAGGUAGAAAAAUGGAAACGUAUGACACUCAUCUACAAUAAACCUGAAAGUUUGCUCAAAUUUGCCACUUUAGUAAAUAAUUUUGAAGGAAUAUUAAAAAUUAAAUCAUGGGAUGAAAAUGCAAGUGGUGCUAGAGCAAUGAUGGCAGAACUAGGGUCAGGAUUGGAGAAAAAUUUUCUUGUGGACAUUCCCAGUUGGCAAGUAACCAAUUUCUUAGUUAUGGCAUAUGUGCACAAUAUGACCGGCUAUCAGUACACUUUCAUAUUCACAGAUUGGGAUAUUGCAACAUUAGAUUUAAGCGCAUUCAAAAUUGAUGUAGGUGCAAGAAUCAAAGCAGUUUCAAUCAUUCCUAAAGUUACUUCAUUGGACAUAAAUAAAACACCUCAACCAGAAAUGCUACCUUAUAAGAAAACUCUUGAAAAUAUUGCUAGUUCAAAAGAUUUUCCCAAUGGAAACCCUACUAUUCAAUUCAGUUUAAUUUACGAUAGCCUUAUACUUCUAGCACAUGGACUUAGUACGGUGACAAGAACAAGACCAUUGUUACCACAGAAAUUAAGCUGUGAACGUCCACCAGGUCUAUGGCCUCUUGGGUUAAGUCUGAUCAAUGCAGUUAAAUCGGUAGCAUCAGAAACUAUUCGGGGUUUAACAAGUCCCUUCCGUUUUGACAAACACGGUUUAAGAACAUUAUUCGAUCUAACUACUCUGGAACUAACCCAGGGUGGAUUUAAACCUACUGGAGUAUGGAACAUAGAUGAAAGAAUGAAAGUUGCAAAGCAACCUGCAAUAACGUUACCAAAACAGUUACCCAAAAUCAAAGGUGUAGUCUUGAAAGUCACAACAAUCCCUGAUGCCCCAUUUAUGAUUCCAAUCAAGUUUGAUGCAUAUGAUAGACCAUUAGGUACACCUGACGCAUGGAUGGGAUAUUGUAUUGAUCUCUUGAAUCAUAUUGCAUCAGAUGUUGGAUUUAAUUAUACAGUUCAUAUAACACCAGACCGACAAUAUGGAUCAGGUAUAGACGUUGGAAACGGAACCAUUUUCUAUAAUGGCAUAAUGGGAGAACUGAUCAGAGAGGAAGCUGAUAUGGCUGUAGCCGGAUUCACAAUAACAUAUGAACGUGAAAAACUUGUUGAUUUUAGUACACCGUGGAUGACUUUGGGUGGGAGUAUUUUAUUUACAAGACCAAAAAGUCAGAAACCAUCAUUGUUUUCAUUUCUUCAACCACUUUCACCACAAGUAUGGUUGUACGUGGGUUUCACAUAUUUAGCUGUGUGUUUGUGCUUAUUUGUUGCUGCCCGUCUUUCUCCACAUGAAUGGACGGCAACACAUCCUUGUGAAGAAGGUGGCGAUACAAGAAAAAAUCAAUUCACACUAUUAAACAGCUUCUAUUAUAAUGUAUCUGCUUUACUGAAUCAAGGAACUGAACUUGCACCACACGCUACUUCAACACGAUUGUUAACAGGAGUUUGGUGGUUUUUCGCCUUGAUUAUUAUUGCUACAUACACAGCUAAUUUAGCUGCAUUUUUGACAGUUGAAAAUAUGAAAUCACCGAUUGAAAGCGCUGAAGAUUUAGCUAAUCAAGAAAAAAUUAAAUACGGAACCUUGAAAAGUGGAUCAAGCCGUGAUUUUUUCAGAACCUCAUCUUUACCAACGUUUAAGAAAAUGGGUGAAUUCAUGGACAAAUAUCCAGAUGCUACUGUAUCAACCACUCAAGAGGGAAUUGAACGUGUUCUACAAGGUAAUUAUGCCUUCAUUUUAGAAUCAACCUGGAAUGAAUAUUAUGCUCAGAGAGAUUGUCGUCUAACUCAAGUUGGAACAUUGCUUGAUUCUAAAGGUUAUGGGAUCGGAUUUCCACAAGGUUCACCAUGGAGGGAUCCCGUAUCGAAAUCAAUUUUAAAAUUACAGAAUGCUCAAAUUCUGGCAAAGUUAAAACGUAUUUGGUGGAAUGAAUUUAAUAUCACGGAACCAUGUUCUUUAUUACGUGAAUCAGGUAAAGCCCCAAGUCCAUUGGGUGUAGAACAAGUUGGUGGUGUAUUUAUUGUCUUACUGAUUGGAUUUUUUAUGGGAUUCGCCGUAUCGAUUAUUGAAUUUUUGGUAGCAACAAGAGAUCAGCAAAAGACAGCUGUUUGGCGUGGAAUGUGGAAAGAGUUGAAAUUCGCUACACGAUGUUUAACGACAUCACGUCGAUUAAGAUCAGACAUUCCUAAAUUAUCUAGAUCCCGUUCAAGUAAUCGACUUAUAUCAUCUGUACCAAAUAAUUUAAGCGCAAUAAAUAAUUCGCCAAAUUCAUUCGGUUUCAGCGAAAAUCAUAAUAACAAUAUAAAGCUAAAUAAUAAUACUAAUGUCAGUAAGAAUAUUCAUAUGAGUGGAAUCAAUUCAAAAAUUGGACAAGAUACAUCUAGAGACCAAUUGUUAAUUUCCGAAUCCAGACCUUUUACUUAUGAACAGCAGAAUCAGCAAAAUCAAGAAGGAACUUAUCGAACAGAUCAGAAAAGUGCAAGUCUACAAUGUCCUAGUUCAUUUGAUCAAAGUGAUAUAUCUGCAGGAAUAUCAAGUGAUCCACAGCCUCAAACCUACAACGCGCGUCAACAACAGCACCAUCUUGUAUAUAACAUCCAGUCACAUCAACAAUUACAACAACAUCACCCAUAUAUACAUAAUGAAACUGAUAUUAAGCGUUUUACGAUGCCACAACCUGUAGUUCGAUCAAAUUUCAACGUUGGGACGACUAAUAUGAAUGGAGAUUCUGAACUAUGGCAAAUAAACCAACAGAAAUAAUUUCAAUUUGAAAAGAAAUUAGUUGACGCGCGACUUUUAAAAAUGUUUUGAACAUUGUUUAAUUUAUGCCUUAAUUCAUUGGAAAUCUGAAUCACUCUAAGGCUUGAAAUUAUCAACGUUACGUUUAAGAAAGCAAAAAGUUUUAAUUGGAAAAUCCCUUUCAGUUUCAUAUAAAAUGUUAGUAAUAAUUUUAUUCAACUUAUGUAACCUUUUUUGUAAUGUUGGAUUUUGAAAAAAUAGUUGAAUUGAUUCGUUCAAUUCAGAACUACGAAUUAUAUAAAGUGAAUAUAAACAAAUAAAGUAUAGUUUCAUUUCUCCAAAUGAAGUUUGUAAAUAGCACAGAAUGACUAGAUCAAAUAUCACAUACAAUUUAUACUAUAAACAGAUAUUAUUCAACGAAUUACAGAACUUCGUCAAUAUUAACUUUGAUGAGAAUUAAUCAAAAUUUAGCCAAAAGUGGUUUAUCUGUCAGAAAGUGUAGUUUUUCAUGAUGCAUUAGGGUUCAAAUUUGAUUACUACUAUUAUUUUCAUUUUAAAUAAUUUCUUAAUAAUAAAAAGAACGAAUAGUUUCCCUUGAAUAAAUUCUCACUAGGUUCUACAGU
Messenger RNA from Schistosoma margrebowiei, 4230 nucleotides. The record is from the annotation of a GenBank genome assembly. NCBI's taxonomy places the organism in Eukaryota, Metazoa, Platyhelminthes, Trematoda, Strigeidida, Schistosomatidae.